UCCAGGUCCAGGUAGCGGGGCGAGAGAGAAUGUGCACUUAACACGCGCGAGUCCUUCCCGAGUGACAAGCGAUGGUGACCAACAUCGGUGGCAGUGGCAGCGGUAGUAGCGGCGGUAGUGACAGCCGAAGUGAAAUCAACAACCAGCGACACCGGCCAAGAUUCCCAACAACGAACAUGCACGCGUGGCUCUAUGUCCUCGCGGUGCUGGCGAUAUCACGGGGUGUAGCGCCGGUCGCCGGCACCGACGACGACGGCGGAGGCAGCAGCGGUGGCGCCUUGUCGCGCUCCCUGGCAGCCAGCAUCCCGGAACAGCAGCAAAGUGAAGUGCGGCAACCGCCGAGUGUGAACGUUCAAAGUGAGCUCCGUCCUCCGUCCGCGGACGAGGACGACCUGAGCGAGUACGAAGAGUUUGUGGCCGGCGGGCGCGUAGUGACGGAAGUGCCGGAAAUCGCCCGCGGAGAAUCGCCGGCGGAGGCGACGAAUGACAUUGGCCGUGGUGAUGAGGACGAUGCCGGCCACAGUAGUGAUAGUUCCAGCAAGCCUGAUCCUAAAACACUAGUCGAGGUAGAGAAGACUCUCCUGAGCCUGUUGGGCUUUCCUAAUCGACCAAAAAUCGAUAGAUCUAAGGUGGUGAUACCGGAGGCGAUGAAGCAGCUGUACGCCCAGAUUAUGGGCCACGAGCUGGUGGACUCGGUCAGCAUACCGCGCGAGGGACUCAACACGCACAACGCCAACACGGUGCGGAGCUUCACACACGAAGAAAGCCACGUUGACGAGCGGUUCCGGCACCACCAUCGCUUCCGGUUACUGUUCAACCUGUCCAGCAUACCGCGGCACGAGAAACUGCGCGGUGCGGAAGUAACGCUGACGCGGGCCGCCAUCGGAGGAGACCGGCGGCGGGGGCGCUCACCCGCCCGCUACCAGGUCCUGGUGUACGACAUCCUGCGGCCGGGCGUACGGGGCCGCCGUGAGCCGAAGUUCCUGCUGAUCGACUCGAAGACGCUCGCCGUCAACGAGUCCGGCACGGUCAGCUUCGACGUGCUGCCGGCGGUCCAGCGGUGGCUGGGGCAGCCACGCCAGAACCACGGCCUGUUCGUGCAGGUCACCCGCUGGACAGCGGCACCGACGGCCCCGGGUCAUAGCCGGCGGCGGCGUAGCCUUCAGCCGGUCGCGCCGGUCCACGAGCACGUGCGGCUCCGGAGGGCUGUGGAUGAACCGUACGGAAGCUGGUCCCAGAAGCAACCGCUGCUCCUGACGUACACCGACGAUGGGCGGCACAAGCAGCGGCCGAUCCGGGACGCGAUCAGCAGCGCCAACCGGGCUCGGCGGGCGUCGGCCAAGCGCAGCAAUCGGCGGAAAAACGAGCUCUGCCAGCGGAAGCCGCUGUACGUGGACUUCCGGGACGUCGGGUGGAACGACUGGAUCGUGGCGCCGCCCGGGUACGACGCGUACUUCUGCCAGGGCGACUGCCGGUUCCCGAUCGCGGACCACCUCAACACCACCAACCACGCGAUCGUGCAGACGCUCGUCAACUCGUACAACAUCGAGCAGGCGCCGAAGGCGUGCUGCGUGCCGACGCACCUGUCCUCCAUCUCGAUGCUGUACCUGGACGAGCAGAACAAGGUGGUGCUGAAGCAGUACCAGGACAUGACCGUCGUCGGCUGCGGCUGCCGAUGAUCCCGUUCCGUCCGUCCCGUCUGUGAGACGCUGGAGGGGAACUACUUAAGCAGGAGGAAGGCCCGUGACGGGGGACCGUUGGAAUCGGCAGGAACCGCGCCGACUGUUUGCUGUAUUAUUAAAGAUUUUCUUUUUGUUUGUUUGUUUGUUUUGUCGAUAAUGAUCAAACGUACUAAGAGAGAGAGAGAGUGAGAGAGAGAGAGCGAGCAAGAGAGCGAAAGAGAACGAGA
Molecule: messenger RNA, 1909 nt
Organism: Anopheles cruzii
Lineage: Eukaryota; Metazoa; Arthropoda; Insecta; Diptera; Culicidae
Gene: dpp
Product: protein decapentaplegic
Exons: 3
Coding region: 72-1679 (535 amino acids)
Biological process (GO): SMAD protein signal transduction; BMP signaling pathway
Cellular component (GO): extracellular region
Molecular function (GO): growth factor activity; cytokine activity
Source: RefSeq, a predicted model, not a curated record